Molecule: messenger RNA, 2223 nt
Organism: Closterium sp. Naga37s-1
Lineage: Eukaryota; Viridiplantae; Streptophyta; Zygnematophyceae; Desmidiales; Closteriaceae
Source: the annotation of a GenBank genome assembly
AUGUGGGAAACGGGCCGACGAAGCGCAACUCCAUGUGGGAAACGGCGCCUGGCAUCCCUAUCAGUGGACGACCUCGUGCAUCCCUCCGACCCUUCCCCCUCCCCCCUUCCCCUUCUCGUCCUCCCUGCUUUUCGUCCCCCCCAACAGGUACAUCACGCGUUGCAACUGUCGUACAUCACGCGGUGCAACUGCCGCGAGCUUAACUCCAUGUGGCAAACGGACAAGGCGCGGAAAUCCCUACGCUCGCGCAAGCACCUGGCAGCCCUCUCAGUAGACGACCUGGUGCAUCCCUCCGACAUCGCCCGCUGGUUCCGCCCCCACGUGCUCUCCGCCUUCCUCCACCACUACUCCUCCUCCUCCCCGGCCUACCACACCGCACGCCGCAAAACCCUCUCCGACGAGGCAGGCUCAGAAACCGGCGCUGCUGGUGCUGCUGGUGGUGCUGCUGCUGGGGAGUUUCAACAUGUGGGUACGGCGGAGAUGCGGCGGCGGCGGCGGCUGCUGCUGCGGCUGCGGGACCGGUUCGAGCGGAUCCGGCUGGCAGGGCCAGGGGAUGCGCAGUGGAUGAAGCACUUAAGGCCUGCUUUCAGUGGCAGGCUGGUGGGGGAUAGCAGCCGGCUUACUGGCACUUCCACUCCCACUAAUAGGCUCAGCUCCUCCGAAGCUGGCUCUAGGAGGCUCGGCACCCCCGAGGCUGGUUCACGGAGGCUUGGGACUCCCGAGGCUGGCUCCAGGAGGCUCGGCACCCCCGAGACUGGCUCGCGGGGGCUCACCACUCCCGAAGCUGGCUCGAGGGCCGUUUCGAGGAGGCUCGGCACGCCGGAGCUAGGUUCGGUGAGAAGAGUGACGGCUUCAAGCUCAGCCGAAGGGGGAGAGGCACGGUUGGUAGACUUAGGCGCGGCAGCAGAAAGAGCAGCAGCAGCAGGAGGAGGAGGAGGGGGAGCAUCACCGAUGCCAGCGUUUUUGUCUGCAUCAGGGAGGUUGGAUGUGACAGGGACGGGUGCAACUGGGGUGGGUACACCUGGGAGGGGCACACCUGGUGGAAGCACGCCUGGGGGAGGUACACCUGGGCGUGGCACACCUGGGGGAGGCACACCUGGGGGAGGCACACCUGGGCGCGGAGUGGCACGAUUUGGGUCUCGCAGCCUAUCAAGACGAGAACGGUGGGUGCAGCCUGAGGCCAGUAGAGGUGAUGCGAAUAGAGGUGACGUGUCUAGGGGUGAUUCGUUUAGAGGUGAUCCGUUUAAAGGUGAUCCGGUUAGAGGUGUAGGGGAAGGAGCAGGGGGAGGGGGAGGAGCAGGAGGGGGAGGGGGAAGGGGAGGGGGAGGGGGAGUGGGUGAGGAAGGGAUGGGGGGUUUGGGAGCGGUGGAAAUGGGAGUGGGAGCGGUGGGAUGGGAUCCAGAUGAGGAGGACGAGGAGAGAAUGCUGCUGGAGUGGCCGCCCAGGCUGGACCACCACGUCAGCUGGACGGCAACUAAUGCCGCGGGCGGCGAGAUUGAGCGGCGGGGUUUGUCUGGUAGCGGAGGAGCGGAUGUUCUGGUGAAUGGGGAGGGGGAGGGGGAGGAAGAGGGGGAGGAACUGGAGAGGAAUGGGUGGCGUGAUGAGGAGGAUGGGGAAGACGGGGAAGAGGGUGAGGAUGAGGAGGAGUGUGAUGGGGAUGAGGAGGAGGACGGGGCAGAUCUCGAGGAGAGAGCAGAGCAGCGGCGGCAUCAGCAGAGAAACCAGGCCGGGCAAGGGGGACAGGGAGGAGGGGGGGGUUACGGAGGCGGGUACGGGGAGGGCCAGGGAGGCCAGGGCAGGGAGGGCGGGGAGGGAGGAGACGGAGGGUACGUGGAGGGGCAAGGCGGGCAAGGUGGAGAGGGGGGCUACGUGGAGGCGAGGAUGAACAUGGCGGAGCUCACGCUGCUCUUCCAGCGCCACCUCGCUCUCCUCGUGCGCUCCGAGGCCCUCCGCCGCCCCACCUCCCUCCGCCUCCUGUUGCGAUCGGAAGCGAUCCCGGAUCUUCUAGCCUGGCUCACGUCGCCCCACUGUGAGGCGGAGGACCAGCAGGUGCUGAGGGAUGUGGUGGCAAUGAUGCGGUCGGCAGCGGUGGAAGAGGCAGGCAGCCUGCACUGGCCCCGCGGCUUCUGGGCCUUCUUCCGCACUCACUCGGUGCUGCACCGCGCCAAGACCUGUGUGCAGCCUUGUCUGCCGUCAAAGCCGCUGCUGGAAGAUGACAUGUAA